ACUACAGGCGGGUGUUUUUAACAAUGCGGCUGCUCCGCGUUGUUUGAAAAUUUCAAGUUACGUUCACUUUUUACUGAAAAUUUAAAUGUUUAGAACCAAGUGCUUAUAAUACUAGAAAGUUUUUGUUUGCGAUCGCAAGAAGGGUCACAUUUAUAGAGUAUUAUAGUUAAUUCUACAUCUGUAAAAUAUACCGGUGAAACUGUGAUGGUUUUGAAAAAUAGGUUCUAAUACACAUUUUCUGUGUUAAACCUGUACUUUUAAAUAAUCUCUCCACUAUGAAUUCGCCACAAAAAGAUAUUGAACUGAGCCCAGUGAAAUCCGAGGUGAACCAGAUAAAACCUCAUGUGCCGACGGAAAAAUUAAAUGUACCUGUGAAUGAUGAAGAGGACGUGAUAAUCGGAAGAUUUCGAAAGAUUAGUUCUGCGAAGUCGAUGGCAGCAACUAAUGGCAAUAUUCAGUACCCUUCAGAGACUUCGAGAAAUGGUGACAUUGAAGCAGGGCUACAUUUUAAAAAAGAUAUCACAGAGCAAGACAAGCUUCUUUCCGAUGUGAUGACUGAAAGAACGGGUAUGCUACGUUCUGAUUCACCUGUCACGAAAAGCAGUUUUAGAGAUGUUGAAAAACCAUCACGGUUUAAGGAUCAUCCAUCAGCUACGAGGUUUCAGAUGGAAGAAGACAAAACGGAACAGGAUGGAUCAGAUGACUCCGAUGGCUCCGAUGGCUCCGGCAUGGACAGCGAUGAUCCACUCACUGUUCAGGAUACCAAAUAUGGAAAGAGCUUCAGGCACUUCACCCGGGAAGCGUUGCCGCGCCUGGACAACUACAGAAACGUACUGUCUCUACACGCUGCGCCGCGUCCCACGCUGGACGAACUCCACAACGCCACACUCUCUAGGAAGCCAGGCCAGGCCCUUGAGAAGGAUAUGGAGAAUCGAACAAUGCCCACUCCCAACGUGAAGUUUGGUUGGAUCAAGGGCGUUCUGAUGCGAUGCCUGCUCAACAUAUGGGGUGUGAUGCUGUUUCUACGGCUCUCGUGGGUCGUGGGGCAGGCGGGAGUUGUUCAAGCGAUAUUACUUAUCUUGACAACUUCGGUUGUCACCACCAUCACGGCACUUUCCAUGUCUGCCAUCAGUACUAAUGGUGUCAUAAAAGGGGGUGGCACAUACUAUAUGAUAUCCCGGUCGCUGGGCCCCGAGUUUGGCGGCUCCAUCGGUCUGAUCUUUGCGAUGGCAAACGCCGUAGCGUGCGCCAUGUACGUGGUGGGAUUUGGGGAAUCCCUCAUUACGCUCAUACCAGAGUCCGCUUAUAUGGUUGACAAAAGCUGGGACCAAGCAAUUUACGGUUGUAUAACGAUAGUGCUCCUGACCGGUAUUGUGAUGGUAGGAAUGGAGUGGGAGGCGAAAGCUCAAAUAGUUCUGUUGAUAAUUCUCUUGGCGGCCAUUGCGGACUUCCUCAUCGGAUCGUUUAUUGGUCCAAAGAGCGACCUAGAAGUUGCGCAAGGAUUCAUCGGCUAUAACUUAUCUGUGCUUCAGAAAAAUAUGGCGUCCGACUACAGGUACUUCGAAGGAGUUGAGCACAAUUUCUUCUCGGUUUUCUCUAUAUUUUUCCCCGCAGCCACUGGAAUAUUGGCUGGAGCCAAUAUAUCCGGUGACCUUAAGGACCCUCAGAAGUCCAUCCCGAAAGGCACCCUACUGGCUAUCCUGUUGACCACGCUAUCGUACAUGUUGAUAGCGGUGGUGGCGGGCUGGACGGUCCUGAGGGAUGCCUCGGGAGACGUGGCCGCACUGCAGGACUGGAGCCUCGCCAGCUGCGCGGCCAACAGGAGCUGCCCGUAUGGACUGCACAACAGCAACGACGUAAUCAGGCUGGUGUCGGGGUGGGGUCCGCUAAUCUAUGGCGGCUGUUUCGCUGCUACACUAUCUUCCGCACUGGCUUCGCUUGUUUCCGCGCCUAAAGUUUUUCAAGCUUUAUGCCAGGAUAAGUUGUACCCGUAUCUGGAGUUCUUCGCGAAGGGCUACGGCAGCAACAACGAGCCUGUCCGGGGAUACGUGCUCACGUUCAUCAUCGCAACCGCUUUCAUUCUUAUGGGUGGUUUGAACCAGAUAGCGCCGCUGAUCUCCAACUUCUUCUUGGCCGCGUACGCUCUGAUCAACUUUUCCACAUUCCACGCUAGUCUCGCAAAACCGGUCGGAUGGCGGCCAACAUUCAGGCUGUACAACAAGUGGCUGUCGCUGGUGGGCGCGGCGCUGUGCGUGGCGAUCAUGUUCGUGGUGUCGUGGGGCACUGCACUGCUCACCUUCGCCUUCCUGCUGGCGCUCUACCUGCUCGUCUCGCACAGGAAACCAGAUGUGAACUGGGGAUCAACUACUCAAGCACAGACCUACAAGAACGCGCUGUCUGCAGCACACCAGCUUAACAGGAUCACUGAACAUGUCAAGAAUUACAGGCCACAGAUAUUGGUGCUGACAGGAUUUCCCGGUGAAAGACCGAUACUGAGCGACUUGGCGUAUCUCUUGACCAAAGGAUUGUCGCUUAUGCUUUGCGGUCAUAUUGUACAGGGUCAGAUAAACCACCGCACUCGCGAGGCGUUAACCAACCGCGCCUAUCACUGGUUUGUGAAGCGGAAAAUAAAAGCUUUCUACAGCAUCGUUGACGACGUUUCCUUCAAAGAUGGCGCUAGUGCUCUCAUACAGGCAAGCGGACUGGGCAAAUUGAAACCAAACAUUCUGAUGAUGGGCUUCAAAGAGGACUGGCAGACUUGCGACCGCUCUGAAAUUGUCGACUAUGUGGAGGUCAUGCACAAAGCCCUCGACGUACAUAUGGCCCUCGCUCUGCUGCGAGUGGAGGGAGGAUUGUACAAUGAUGAUGCUUUGGAUGAAGAUCUUCGCGCUUGCUUGAAGGAUUUGAACCUUACCGACGCCGGUGCUUUCUCACAUUCGAUGGGCGACAGCUACAAGGGGUCCAAGUCAACGGAGAGCCUCAACACACAUUCACGAGGUAGCAGCAUAUCGGAUCUGUCUUUGGGUGUGUCGAAGGACCCGGCGGCUAACCCUGACGCGGCACAGGAAAAGAAAGACACCGGCAAAAGCGGUCGUAACUGGCGACGAGCGGUGGGCGCUGCCAGACGCGCGUCGUCGUUCAGUUCCGUGGAGCAGUUCACGCGCAAGCACGCCGGCACCGUCGACGUCUGGUGGCUCUACGACGACGGAGGACUGACUCUCCUUCUACCGUACAUCCUGUCGAUUCGACGUGCGUGGUCUUCCUGUCCUCUGAGGGUGUUCACUCUCGCCAACAAGACUACAGAACUGGAAAUAGAAGAGAGGAAUAUGGCGUCACUCCUAUCCAAGUUCCGAAUAGACUACUCGGCUUUGAAGAUGGUGCCCGACGUAAACAAGAAACCGCGGGAUUCCACGCUGGCGUACUUUGACAAACUCAUCGCGCCCUUCAAAACCACCGAUGACAACGCGGACAACACGGGCAUCACGGAGGCGGACCUGGUGGCGGCGCGCGAGCGCACGUGGCGGCACCUGCGGCUGCGCGAGCUGAUCGGCGCGCAGUCGGCGGGCGCGCGCCUGGUGUGCGUGACGCAGCCCAUGCCGCGGCGCCGCGCCGUGGUGCCGCCCGCGCUCUACGUGGCCUGGCUGGCCGCGCUCGCCUCCGCCGCGCACCGCGUGCUGCUCGUGCGCGGCAACCACGCCGCCGUGCUCACCUUCUACUCCUAACCCAGCCCUGCGUGCCAUGCCCCGUGCCUCGUGCCUCAUGCCUGCCUAUCCACUGAAUGAACCAGAUAAAAAAAACCUCGGAGUCCUACUUACAUCUGACAUCUGAUACCCGAGCAGACAGUAAGCUAGUAUGGCUUUUCGAUCUGAAAAAUUUAGGAAGUUAUGUAAUCGUCGCUCUCUUUCCGAAAUGUUGUAUCAAUAUUAUCAGAAGACAGUUUUAUUUCAACAAUUGUAUAAAAUAUUUUAUUUUUUAACUUAAACUAUUUAGGACUUUAAAGUUUUGAAGAAAAUAAAAUGCGUUUUAUUAGAACAUAAAUCGUAAAAUUAUUAGUGUGUGACAAUGUCUUAUAUUUAAACAUAAAAAUCGUAUUUAAACAGAUCUAAAUAGGUAUGCUGCAAUCUAUCGAUACUGAAAUCCUUAAACAAACAUUCCCCGCAUGGCAUUUGUGAAGUGCGUGUAGGCCCAUUCUAUAAGUGUAUAACUUAAUGUUUAAAAUGGACAGUGUGAUUGUACGGUGAUAAUUUUCUGUCAAGACUUGCUGACAAUUUUAUUAUAAUUGCUAACUAAAAAAAUUUAAUUUCUUACAUUUAUGUGAAUACUACACCUUGAAUGAAACUUUGUUGUAGGGCUUUUAUCGCAUUUUACUCUAAAUUAUUUUCAGUCUACUACUUUUAAAAAGGCCGACAACGCAUUUGCAAUUCCUCUGGUAUUGCAGUAGUUCAUGGGCGGCCGUAGUCACUUACAAUCAGGUGAAUCGAAUGCCCAUUUACCUCAUAAAAAUAAAAAUAAAAAAUCUCCUUGUGAUCAUGAAUGAUGCAAAACACUUGAAACGUCGGGUUAAAAUAAGUAAAGUAGUAAGUAAAAGAAAAUUGAACGCAAUAAAAUCCGUAAACUCAGUUUAAUUCAAAGAAAUAAAGAUAUCAAAUAUGCAUAGCGUAGUGCCAUUGUAAUUUUGAGUGCUCUCUGUUGUAAUUUACACUUAGAUGACUAUCGAUGUUCGAUAUAAAGUAUUUAGUGUAUGUAGUAAAUUCCUAUUCUCGAAUAUUUUUUAAUGUACUGAAAAUUAAGUGCCUCAUUUUGUACGAAAAUUAUUUAAAUUUACAUUUUAUGUGUAUUUUAAGGUUUUUAUACGAUCAAUAUUACGCCAAUUUUUAAACAAUUUCAAUGAGACUUAUAUUGAGAAGUACGAUCAGCAAAAAUAUUUUGUAUGCAUUAUAAUAGUUGUAUUGUAUCAAAUAAUUUUUUGUAAUUUAAAUUAUAAGACAACUUUAAGCCUGACAUUUUUUUGUGCUCAGGAAAUUAAAAAAACAUAAUUUGUCAUUAUAGUAUGUACAUUAUAUUACACUAUUAUAUAAACCUGUCAAAAAAAGACGGCGUCUUAAAUUACGGCGGUUCAUUAAAAUUAUGUAACGCAAUAUCUCCUACGUUAGUUUCACACACAUGAUAUAACACAUCAAACAAUAUUAAAAAAACUAUAAUAAAGAAAAACUAAAAACUUAAAUUAUCAUAUAGUCACAACAUAUUAUGAUAUAUGCAUACAUAUAAUAAAGGUUCAUGAACUUUUCGAGUUUUAUGAAUAUAAGUGUGAUUCUAUUUGAAAUCAAUUAGAUCUUAGUACAUAUUAUAAAACUUAAAUUAUUAUUUUAGGAACUCUUUAAUAAUAUUAAAAAUUACUCAAAAUGAUAGCUAGUAAUGAUAAUGAUAAAUACUACCAGUGAUUUGGUCAGUGCGUGUGUGUAUUUUUAUAAGUGACAUUUUAACAUUUACAAUUAUCAUGUAAGUGUUUACUAAAUUUUGUACCUAUUGGAUUUUGCAAAUGUUUACUUUUUUACAAAUUGAUUGAAUCUUAGAUAUUUUGUGUGUGACUAUGUGUGUUUGUGAAUUUGUAUAUUUUGGUUCUUCUAAUAUGUGUAUACAGUUAGUAUAGUUGUGUCCGUUAAUGCAGUGACGUGAAGUAAAUUGAUACGUAAUAAAUUAUGCAUAUUGUAAAAGCGUUAGACCUAACCGAAUCUUAUUUUCAUUUCUAACGUUUAUAUUCGUGCAGUAUGCGUAUAUUUCCUAUUUCUGUUAUGCUUAUGUUCCGGUAUGUUGUAUGUUGUUUUACCAUAGGUGCAAAUUGUAACUAACCUAGCUGUUGUAUAAUCAUUAGUAAUAAUAUAAGCUAACCCGCGUUCUUUUGCUGACUGUACCUGAUGUAAUCAACCAGAAUCUACGUGUUAUUUAUUUAUUUAUUUAUUUCUACUUUUGUUAGUGUGCGUGUUUUGUAUGUGUCCGAGUCUUAAGACAAUUAAAAUAUGUAAUUCAAUGAAAUAAACCUUUUUGGCGAG
Molecule: messenger RNA, 6050 nt
Organism: Parnassius mnemosyne (clouded apollo)
Lineage: Eukaryota; Metazoa; Arthropoda; Insecta; Lepidoptera; Papilionidae
Source: the annotation of a GenBank genome assembly